AGGCAGUCAACAUCUGGCACAACACUGACCCGCAACGGUUUGCGCGUUUUAUUCGGAAGCUCCCCGUUGGGGUGUUCUGAAUUUCCCUCCACCACAUCGACAUCCGCGGCGAUGUUUGACCUCGUGCCAUUGGCACCCCCCCCCCCAACCCCUACGCCUCGCGACACAGUGGCUGGGGCUGCGUAUCCGCAGUGGAAAUUACGAGAUGGGAAAAAAAAAAUGAAUCCCAACUGUGUUGCUAUGAUACGGCGUCAACGAGAAGAGGAAGAAGAGAGAAGGGGGCAUGGGACGAUGGCGGAAACGACUGCUCGCCCCGGAUUUCCCAGCGGGGAGUGGAGAGGAGUUGGCGUAGGAUCGGUGGGCAACGUGAGCCGGCUGCAGGUUGCUCCUCCAGAUCACGUCGGCCCCACCAAGAGGGGACACCUCGUCUUCAACGCGGCCUUCGAAAGCGGAAAUCUGGGACGUGUGGACUGCAUUUCGGAGGCUGAGUACGACCUGUUCAUGCGCCCAGACACCUGCAACCCGCGGUACCGCGUCUGGUUUAACUUCACCGUCGGCAACGUGAGAGCAAAUCAGCGCGCGAUUUUCAACCUCGUGAACUUCAGCAAGACCAGGAGCCUGUACAGAGACGGGAUGACGCCUGUUGUCAAGUCCACCAGUCGCCCGCAGUGGACGAGGCUGCCCGGCAAGCACGUGUUCUACUACCGCAGCCCUGAGCACCGCGGGCGCUACGUCGUGUCGUUCGCCUUCUGCUUCGACCGCGAGGAGGACGAGUAUCAGUUCGCCUACUGCUUCCCGUACACCUACUCGCAGCUGCAGCGAUACCUCGACGCUCUGCAGGCACGGGGCUUCGACUACGUCCACCGGGAGCUGCUCGGCCUCAGCGUGCAACAGCGUCGUUUGGAUCUCCUGACCAUCACGAGCCCAGGAAACCUGGGUCCUGGAGCGAAGCGGAGGGUGGUGCUGGUCAUGGCGCGGGUUCACCCCGGAGAGACACCCUCCUCCUACGUCUGCCAGGGGCUAAUAGAUUUUCUGGUGAGCCAGCAGCCAGCUGCCGUGAUGUUGCGCGAGCGUCUCGUCUUCAAGAUCGUCCCAAUGCUCAAUCCGGACGGCGUCCAUCUCGGAAAUUACAGGUGCUCACUGAUGGGGUUCGACCUGAACCGGUCCUGGCAGGACCCUUCACCCUGGGCACACCCCACCCUGCACGCCGUGCGACGGCACGUGGUCACCCUGCAGGCGCAGCCGAACACCAGCGUGGACGUCUGCGUGGACGUGCACGCGCACUCCACGCUCGCCAACAGCUUCGUGUACGGCAACGCCUUCGACGAGGCCGAGCGCUCGAGCCGCCAGCUGCUCUUCCCGCGCCUCCUGUGCCGCAACGCCAGCGACUUCUCGCUGGCGAGCACGACGUUUGACAGCGACGCGGCGAAGGCCGGCACGGCGCGCCGCUCCCUGUCCACGCUGCUCUCCUCAUCCUGCCUCUGCUACACGCUGGAGGUGUCCUUCUCGGCCUUCGUGCCGCCUCACGGCGGGGCUGCCGUGCCCUACACCUGCGGCUCCUACAUGAACCUUGGGAAAAACCUGGCACGGACUUUCCUGGAUUUCUACAGACUACAAGGCAUCAUCCAAUCAAUUCCGCUCUCUGUGGCCAGUGAGAGACACGACCGCGCCACGAAGCCGCGAAGCGGUCCGGGGAGAUCUCCCAAGCGCGCCCCCACCGCUCCUGCCCGCUCCUCGACACGCGACCUGCACGGCUGACGGAGCCGUUUCGUCCAAGCAGCCCUUCUCUCCGUUUGCUCCGCCGAGGGUUCGCCUCUCGCAAGCGCGCGUGGGUGGUGGUGUUGGUGGUGGGGGGCGGGGGAGUUUGGUGGCAAGUGGGAUUAUUAUUUUUAUUAUUCUUCUUCCCGUUUUCCUCCUUGCGUCUGGCCCUGACCUUAGCGGCAAAAAGAGUGCGAGGCUCGCGAAGUGCCCGCGCGAGCGUCACGCCUGACCGCUUCAUCCCCGGCGCGGUAAAUUAGGCGAAUGUCCUGACAUCCACGCGCAGGUACAUACGCAGAGAGGGAGAGAGGGCGACGAGGAGGCUGUUACGUGCGGUCGCGCAGCGCAGCGUAGCGCACGCGUGUGUGCGUGUGAUCUCGCCAUGCCCUAUGCACGCGGAGUUGUUCGAAUGGGAAAACCACCAGUGUAAAGUUCACCGCGGCGGUGGCCUUAUCACUAAAUUAAGCUCUGAAGCGGCGCUUGUGACUGCACCUCUGCGUGUAAUGAGGGUUAUGGAGCCACAACCACCCCCCGCCCACCGCCAGCCCUCCGCUCCCCGUGGUCAGGGCGUUCGACUCGCAAUGCGGCCCGAAAGGACGUGUUGUCCAAAGUGCCAUUCGGGACCUAAGGUCAAACCGACUGUCCUUCCAAGUUGAGUAAAAUGAGUACCGCUGAAGUGGCCGGGUGGCUCAGAGGUCAGAGCGCUGAGCCAGGACCGUGGGGAUCCUGGGAUCAAGUCCUGGGGUUCAACCCCUGCCCGUGAUUAAACCGGGUUCUCGAGUGCAGUAGUGAGCCGAUGGCACGGGCCAGGUCACCAGCGAUCGCAAACAAAAACCAUCGCGUCACAUUUGGUUUCUGCGUUUUCAGUUGCCAAAAUUCCGGCUCCCGAGAAUUUUAACUUUAGCUCGGCGGUCGCGCGACAACGUCGUUGAUCUGACAUGGCAGAGCGAGUGGGGACGCCGCUACCUCUUUACUGUGGGCAGGGCCGUCCUUAGAGGGGGCAGUGCGGCGCCCGGGGUAAAUCCCACUGUGUGCCCCCCCCCCCGUCACCUUCAAUCUAAACCGGAGAAGUGCGGCGGGGGGGGCCUCAAAGCGCGGGGCUCGGAGCGGUCGCCCCCGAUUUGCCGUACCCCUAGGGACGGCUCUGGCUGUGGGGACCAGAGGUCAAUGAAAUGGAUCUCGGAGAUGGCUCUGUGACAUUCGCCUUGUGGGGCUCUUCUCUACACAGUGGUUCUCAACCUGUGGUCUGUAAACCACAACGCCGUGGAACGUGGUCCGUGGAACUGCUGCUGAUAUGAAAUUAGAUACGUGAUUAGUGUGUCGCAACACCUAAAACGCUUAACAAAUGAUGCCUUGUGACGUAAUUUCCUGCAAAUAAGCUUUCCAUUAACUAAUAUCGAUCACGGUAAUACAUCUCCCCCUAUAUUCUUGGUUCUUUCGGUAAAGUCACGUUGAAGGGAAACAAUAAAAUAAUAUAUAUAAAACAAUAAAAUU
This is a messenger RNA of Petromyzon marinus (sea lamprey), 3252 nucleotides long. RefSeq names its product AGBL carboxypeptidase 4 (gene AGBL4). Gene Ontology annotation, biological process: proteolysis. The record is from RefSeq and is a predicted model, not a curated record. Gene Ontology annotation, molecular function: zinc ion binding; metallocarboxypeptidase activity. Lineage: Eukaryota; Metazoa; Chordata; Hyperoartia; Petromyzontiformes; Petromyzontidae.